Molecule: messenger RNA, 1050 nt
Organism: Cantharellus anzutake
Lineage: Eukaryota; Fungi; Basidiomycota; Agaricomycetes; Cantharellales; Hydnaceae
Exons: 4
Coding region: 318-863 (181 amino acids)
Source: RefSeq, a predicted model, not a curated record
CUUGAGGUUAGCUGAUCCUUGCGCUAGUCCCUCCAUUUCCGCAUCAUACACCUCUGCUCUAGGUCCUGUUCCCCCCUUCCCUUCGAAUAUGACACGCGCCUUUUGGUAGGCUGCAAACCCGUAUCCCGUUUUUCGGAUGCCCUGGUCAUGCGCAAGUGAGCCAUCGGUGUAUAGUAGGAUGUGGGACUCAUCGCGUUUCCAUUUUUUUAAUCCGUUCUUGUGUUCCUUCGCCCAGGUCUUUUUGGCUGAUUCUCCUGGUUCGUUGGUUGGUAUUUCUAUCUUUACUCUUCCUUCUAAGUCGUCUAUUGUUUUUGCCCAUGGUGGUGCUGGCCAUAAUGUUGUUGGUUCCAUUUCUGUUUCGAUUUCUUUUGCCAUUCUCCAAAUUUGCGUGCUAUUUUGGUCUUUUUCUUUUCUUUUUUCCUGUUUCUCUUUGUUUUUUAGGUUUCUUCUUUAGGGUGUGGUAUCGGGAUGGGGGGCAAGUGGAGUUUGAUGUCGGAAAAUCCCGAAUAACGCAUGAUAAACUGUUUUACAUAUGGGUUUUUGCAUCAAAAACGCAACCCACACAUCAAAAAAUCCAUAAACAAUUUAUCAAGCGUUUACUUAAACGUUAUACGGGGUUUUCCGACACAUUGUGCCCAGCUGAUGCACGUGCACACUCAGUAUCAAAGCCGACUCAAACGGGGAUAGAGGCUGGGGGAUCCUAUCUGAAACAGGGGGUGCAGGAGGUAAGGGCAGGACCCCUAAUUUCUAUCAAAGGGGGGCCCGCACCAAGGUGCUCUGUGUGCUUCCACGGUCGGUUGCAACAAUUUGCACUGGUGAUAGCCAGAAAAGUGGGAGGAUCAUCGAGAGGAAAGAUGCAUUGAUAAUGCGAAAAACGCAAUCGUUGGGUACUCAACCAGAUGAUUCUCAGUCCAUUUCAUCCACCCUUGAGAACCCAAAAAGAAUGACCAGAUCCCGAUACGAUGUAGGCACGGCAAUAGGGAAGCGACGCGCCCAGCCAUCCCAAACCAGAAAAUGUUUGCAACAAAACCAAAGUGGGCUCCCUAUGUG